Teleopsis dalmanni is the source of this 2232-nucleotide messenger RNA. RefSeq names its product sodium-independent sulfate anion transporter (gene Esp). Gene Ontology annotation, biological process: transmembrane transport. NCBI's taxonomy places the organism in Eukaryota, Metazoa, Arthropoda, Insecta, Diptera, Diopsidae. The transcript is spliced from 7 exons. The record is from RefSeq and is a predicted model, not a curated record. Bases 104 to 2065 code for a protein of 653 amino acids. Gene Ontology annotation, molecular function: sulfate transmembrane transporter activity. Gene Ontology annotation, cellular component: membrane.
AAAAACAAGUGUAAAGAUUUUAUAAUAUAUACUCAAAAACAUUCAACAAAGUAAAUUAAAUAUUUAACUCCCAACAAAUUAAAUAAUAAAAAUAAACUAUACAAUGAAAACGACUCCGGCGUCGGAUCAUGUCUACUUUAAUGAUGGUUUUAAAUGUUCCUCAAUUAGCAUAAAUACUAAUCUUACCGAACAAAAUGGAGGCAGCGUUGGUUCGCAAGGAUCAAGUGAAUUUAUAUUAACUUCAGAUGGCAAAAAAAUUAUACCCCCUCACAGCAAAAUGGAUUGUGCUAAAUCAUGGCUUAAACGGUGUACAGAGCGAACUUUUAACAAAAAAACAUUACACAAACGAUUACCGAUAACCCGUUGGCUACCAAAAUACAGUAGUGAUGAUGCGGUGGGUGAUUUAGUGGCGGGAGUAACAGUUGGGUUAACAGUUAUACCACAAGCAUUGGCCUAUGCCGGUAUUGCAGGCGUACCAGCAGCAUAUGGUUUAUAUGGCUCAUUUCUUGGCUGUUUUGUUUAUAUAUUUCUUGGUAGUUGUAAAGACGUGCCCUUUGGUCCCUCAGCUAUUGUUGCUCUACUGACGUUUCAAGCAGCUCAAGGUUCAUGGCAAAAAUCAGUAUUGCUGUGUCUAUUGUGCGGAAUUGUGGAACUUCUAAUGGGUAUUUUUGGUUUAGGGUUUUUAAUUGACUUUGUUUCGGGUCCUGUUUCAUCAGGAUUCACUUCGGCUGUGUCACUUAUUAUCGUUACUUCACAAAUAAAAGAUAUUUUGGGUAUCGCAGUAAAAGGUACUACAUUCCUUGAAUUAUGGUCGCAAAUAAUCGAGAACGUACAAAAUACUCAAGCCUCUGAUACGAUACUCGGCUUAACUUGCAUUGUUAUUCUAUUAAUGAUGAGGUUGCUUUCAUCAUUUAAAAUUGGAUCUAUAGAGCCAGAAUUACGGUCGAAAUCGCAAAAUAUUAUGAAUAAAAUAUUUUGGAUUGUUGGUACAUCUCGCAAUGCCAUACUUGUUAUCGUUUGUGGUGCUAUGGGUUAUAUUAUACAUAAUAUACAUGAAGGCACACCUUUUCGCGUCAUAGGUUAUAUACCGCCAGGCUUGCCAACAUUUGAGUUACCACCUACUUCCUUGAGUGCGAACGAAACACUGAGUGGCUAUGAAGAAUCAUUUAUAGAUAUUGUCCGCAGUAUGGGUUCGGGUUUAAUCGUAGUACCACUAAUAUCGCUUAUGGAAAAUAUUGCAAUAUGUAAAGCUUUUGCUAAUGGCAAACCAGUCGAUGCUUCGCAGGAACUCAUUGCUAUUGGUGUAGCAAAUAUUGCGAACUCAUUUGUGCAAGGCUUUCCCGGUACUGGCGCAUUAAGUCGUGGUGCAGUCAAUCAUGCCAGUGGUGUAAGGACUUCUCUAAGUAAUGUGUAUUCCGGCGCUUUAGUCAUUCUAGCCUUGCUAUUCUUUACACCUUACUUCUACUACAUACCAAAAGCGACUUUGGCCGCAAUUAUAAUUGCCGCCGUAGUUUUUAUGGUAGAAGUUAAAGUAAUCAAACCAAUGUGGCGUGCGAAAAAAAGCGACCUUGUGCCUGGUAUAGGUACAUUCCUUGCCUGUCUUAUAUUGCCACUAGAAAUAGGCAUAUUGAUUGGAAUUGGAUUGAAUGUCAUAUUCAUUCUUUAUCACGCAGCAAGACCAAAGAUCUCAACUGAAAUACUAAGCACUCAGGCAGGCAAUGAAUAUCUUAUGAUAACACCAGAUCGAUGCCUUAUAUUUCCAUCUGUGGAUUAUGUACGCAAUUUAGUGAACAAACAAUCCAAGCGAGUGGAAAACGUGCCGGUGGUCAUCGAUGCAUCACACAUUUAUGGUGCUGAUUUUACAGCUGCCACAGUAAUCGAAUCUCUUUUGAAAGAUUUCGCUAGUCGAGAACAGUUACUAUUUUUCUACAACUUGAAACCCAGUAUUUGUACUCUUUUCGAAAGUUUAUCGCCGACGGAAUUCGAAGUGUACUAUCAAGAAGAUCAAUUGGAUGAACUACUAAAGUCACGUAAUUAUGUACAGAAAAAGGUCGUUACUGUUUAGAAUCUAAACUGAAUCUUGUAUGUACUUAAGUUAUUUAAGAUCUAAAUUUGUAGUUGUAUAUAAUUGCUUGAAUUCGAAGAUGGUUAUGUCUUUAAAGAACCACAAAAAGUGAUAUUUCAUUCAAUAAUUAUUCCAUCGGUUGGUUAACUAUUUUUAUUUUUUGUGAU